AGAACCGACUGUUGUACGCACUCCUCUCGAGUUCUGGUCGCAUUGACCGCGGUUCGUAGUCGCGCUCUCGCGAUUUCCUUACGGAAGGUGCAUGCGUGCGCGCGCGCGCACGGUCCUCGUAAUAGAAGGCCGAUAUGGAAAAUGAUCGGACGAUACGAGGGAUCGUGCUGCUACGGAUUCAUCUUAAACGACGUGAAUUCUUCAACGAGUAAUAUACAAGAUCGUCAAGGAGAAGGUGUUCAGGAUGAGCGGCUCUCAACAAGAAAAUGCGUCAACCAUUGUCUGCAGGGAGGUUUUCGACGAGACUUCUCACCCCUCCAACGAAGAGGUACUGGAUUAUGCCAAGAGACUCGGAAUCGACCCAGAUACCGAAGCACAUUUACUCCCUCUGGCACGCGAAGGACUUAUGGCUGCCCUUCCAAAGGGCUGGGUACCAUGUUAUCACGAAACCAGUGGGGCUUGGUAUUAUUAUCAAGCUUCGACCAGUACAACCACAUGGGAACAUCCCUUAGAUUCAGUAUAUAGGGAACUCGUCGAUCAAGUCAGAAGUGGUAACCGACAGAUGAGUGUUGAGGAAGACUCGAAGACAACCGCAAAAGAUUUGGAGUCCCACGAGGAGGCAACUUUGCCUAAGGAUGGAACUAUUUUACGAGAGAAUACGAUAUUGAGAACGAAGAUUCCAACGAAAUUGGCACCAUUGAGAAAGAUCGAUAAAAGUCAGGAUGGAAGGAAGAAAGAAGAAAGAUUUCGUUCAAGACGAGAGAGUGAUACCAAAUCAGAUAUUAUCUCUUCUUUGUCGACCGAUCGAGCAGCCAGAGAUUAUACGAAUCUUAAGUUCCAAGAUCCUAACUUUUACGAAUGUCCUAAAUUGUUAGAUAACGUUAGUAUGAUUGGUAGUACAGAGACUACUCCAAUCACAACACCUAAGAAAGAAUUAGAUUUGAAGGAAGUACUGAAAAGAUCCGAAUCACUUAGUCCAAGACAUGAGAAAGAUUGGGAACAACUUUCUAGUAAGUUUAGUUCGGAAGAGAACAUCAUUGAUAUCGAUAAACUCAGUGCCAGUACUUUGGCUAGAUCUGAAAGGACAGAGAAAUUUGACAAAGAGAAACAUCCAAGUCAAUUAGGCCAACAAAAGGAAUUAACAUUAAGCGGAGGUGGUUCAAUGUUUCUAAAGAGUAAUCGUAGUAGAGAUACAACACCUAGUCAAGACAGUGCUAAAUUAGAGGAUUUUCGUGCCAGCGCUGAAGUCGUUGUCCCGGAUGCACUCAAGUCCAUUCUGAGAGAGAAACAAUCGGAGGAUGACGAGAGGCCGCUGGACGAGGAACGGAAGAGUGUACGAUUUGACCUUGAGAAAGAAGUCGACAUUAAGUUCACUUAUUCCGGAUCGGAAGACGAAUGGGAUUCUGGAUCGGAAGAACAAAAUCCACCCGCCUCGACCACUACUAUGAUUGAUCGUCAAUCGACAGGCUCGGAAACGUCAGCUUGGAAAACAUUUACUCGUUCUUUCGACGAAGACAACAAAGUUGACAUCGACGAGACCAAUGUGAGAAAGAAUACGCUUUUUACCAAACUACAGCCUUUACCAAAGAGUAGCAAAAUUGUUGGAAAGAGAUUCGUCGUUAGAAACGUUUCUGAAAGCGAGCAUCGUACUCAAAUGAAUGCAAACGAGGCAUCGCUUAUAAAAAUCGAAGAAAUCGAACAGAACGUUCAAAACAGUACCAGCAAAUUCGAGAAUAUUAAAAAUAUCGAUGUGAUAUCAAAAAGUGAGACGGAGUCGAGUAUAACGAGAAAUACAGACUCGACUAGCGUACCAGAAAAAACAUGGAAAACUACUGUUAGACUACGUAAAAAUAGUGUAAAUGGAAGUUUUGAUCUCGCUAGGAUCGAACGAGAACUUGAAAGUUCUCAUCGUUCUGGAAAAUCUAAGCUUGAACAUUCAAGAAGUUUCGAGGAUACGAAAAUGAAUUUAACCGUGGAACAUGAAAAAGAGAUGGAAACUUUGAAGAAAGAAUUUGACGAUAAGCUUGAACAAGCUAGAAAAGAAUUUGAAGAAAACCUUCGGAUUAAGAAAGAAGCCCUUAAACGUAACUUUGAAGAGAAAUUGAUUGAAUUUAAACGAGAAAUGACCGAGAAGGAAGAACAAGAAAUCCAAAAAUUGAUUGCAGAGAUGGACGAAUCAAGAGCAGAGAAUUUGAAGAAAGUUACAGAAGAAUUAGAAGUUUGUUACGAGAAAGAACGUUUAGAGAUAUUAACCAGUUUAAAAGCCGAAUUGAAUGAAAGAAAACGCGAACUUCUUGAGUUAAGAAAUCAAGAAAUGGAGAAGCUCGAGAACGAGCAUGAACGUGAUCUCGGUGAAGAAAAACUUGCAAAGUUGAACGAGUUUGAGUUGAAUAAGCAACAGAACGAAAGAAUCGAGGCAUUGAAAAAUAAACUUGAUAAGGAGUUUGAUGAUGUCAGAACUGAACUAAGAAUGAAGCAGAGGGAGAAAAUAACAAAGCUUACGGAGGAACACGACAAGUGUCUUGCCGAGAUCCUGCGUGACUUUAGAAUCGACGAGGGUCUUGCUCGUAAGAUGUACAAACAACGAUUAGAGGAAAUCCGUGCUGAUUUUUCUCGAGACGUUGAAAAGGAAGCUAGAAAGCAGACUGAACUUGCCAUUCAACAAGAGUGUAUGGACUUUGAGAAGAUGCGUUGCGAGAAACGUCUACUGCAGGACAAAUAUAUGGCCUUGAAGGAGAAAUACAUGAAGUUGAAGAACGAUGUAAGAUUAACCGUUGAGAGAAGGAAUAAGAGCAGAGGUGGAUAUACCACAGCAUCGGAAACAGAAAGAUCAAAAACUGAGAGGACUGAUUCGUCCGAUCAAAAUACCCCGCUGAGGAGCACACAUUCAACGAAUUCCGUGGCAAACGCUAAAUCAACAGAAGUAGUAGCUCGGACAGCAACGAACGAGAAGAGUCAGAGCUUAAACGAAAGUGAGGAUUCGAAAAGCGCGGCCAAAAGCAGUCAGGGGUUUCGAGGCGUUGUUUCCACCAAUAGCGUGCCUUCUUCGAAGAACGCCGCGAAAUUUGAAUCCGACGACACUACUACAGCGAGUGAAACGAAUGCGAACACAAUGAGGAGACGUAAAAGUCUUGGAAGAAAGACUAUUUCUAAUAGCAAACAACAAAACGCUACUCUUAAUACCACAGGCAACAACAAUAACAACAAUAAUCUUGAUAAUCCCGUAGAAAAUAUCAGAAAACAAUUGGAGAAGCUUGAACAUCUUGGCGAUCAAUUGCCAAGCAAUGAAACGGCCUACACGCUUCGAUAUCCUUUCAAGGAUAAAGCACCAGCGAAUGCCUCCUCGGAGUUAGAAUUCUUUCGGCAUCGGAUACACGUGGAAAGGGAUUCAGUAAGAAGGGCUAGAGAAGCAUUGAAACAACAGAGGAAUGCUUUUCAGGGUAGACAAAGAGCUUUGAAACAACGAAGUGCUAGAGCUACGUUAGAACAGCUAGUCCAGGAAGAACGUGAACUCUCCGACAUGGAAGUUAGCUUACAUCGUACCAGAAGUCUUUUAGGCGAAAAAGUCAUUCAUCUGAGACAUUUAGAACAAUCCUUAGAAAGAGUAGCAAAUGCUAAAAGGAAUGAAAAUGAUGCUACAUCGACAAAGAAUGACGAAUUGACCUUAAGCGACAUGUCAAGCGCCAGUAGCGGCUUCAGUUCGACAGAUAUUGGAACUGAUACCUUUAUAGAUAAGCUAGAUCAUUAUCAAGAGUCAACAGAGAUAAUUGCUAAUUUAGAGAAUCUUAAUUCUGAAAUACGUGAGAUUUGGAGUGUCCUGAAUAAACGUCAAGAUAGUAAUAUACCACCACCACCUACUUUGAUGUAUUCCUAUUUAAGAUGGUUACGUCUUCAUCCUCUUACUGCUUCAACGACCAAUAUACAAGGAACCUUUGGCACUCCGAACAUCCAAUCAAAUAUCUUGUCUCAACUGACCGCAGCGCAACCACCAACAACAACAACCACUCAAAACAUAAUCGCUCAAUAUGGUCCUAAUAGUGGGUUCACUACAAGCGUUGGAAACACCGUUGAAAAGAGUUCUUCGAAUUUGGCUGAUAGAACUCGAAAUCUCAGGGAUUGGUUAAGACAAGCUCGUGUCGAGACAACCGACAUAAUUGGCCCUGGACAAGCAACCCUCUAAAGAUAGAACAAAUCAUAUUUCACAAUAACAAAAAUACUUCUUCCUCGUAUAUCUCUUAUCCGUAGCUGUGAAAUUCUUACUUCGAUAUCGUUUUCGUAAAACGUUGUUGCUGAUUAGUUCCUCGACUAUUUCACUGAUCGAAACUCUUGAAUUAGACGACGAAUUAGACGAUUUACUUUAGUUAGAGAAAGGGUGAACGAUACUAUUUUAUGAUUGAAAUAGUUGUAACACAAACACACACACACACACACACAUAUAGAGACAAUUAUAAACAGACCAACUUAUCUGAAAGAAUGGUCUGACAUAAGUCUUCGACAAAGCAUGAUCGUCAAUCGUUUCUUAAGAUCAUUAAUAUAGAACGUAGUUGAGAACGUAAUCACGUUUUUAAUUCCAAUUGAACGACGAUUUGAAAAGGGAGAUAUACGCUGUUAAGUGCAUUAUAUUUUAUGAUGAUACUUCUCUAUUAUAAUUCUAGUCGACGAUUAAAAAAAAAAGAAAAAAUAAGAAAAGGAGACUGUAAAUACCAAUAUUUUCGAUACUAUUUCAAUCCUGAAAUAGAGCCUUGACCACCCAUUAAAUAUGUCACUGUAAUACACUGUAUGAAUGUAAUGUUUGUAUCAUUUACUUAUCAUAUAUAUAUAUAUGAUAACGAAUUUAGCUCUUAGAGUUCACUGCUGCUACUACCUCAGUCGUGAAUCUUAAGUCUUUUGACUAUCAUACGAACAUGGGUGUGCCGAUUAUUGUUAUUAUUAUUAUUAUUAUCAAACAAAAUAAUUUUCACAAUCUCCUUUAUGUUAUCGAAUCAACGAUUUAGGAUCGCGACGUAAAAAAUGUGGAAUUAUUCGAAGAUAUGUGGCAGGGAUGUUCGAAUUAUUCUUAUGUUUCCUUUCAAUCCCAAAGAUUUUUUAUAGAUAAAAAUGUUACUUUAAAAGACGACUUUUUUAUAAUUAAAAAAAAAACAUAUAUAUAUAUAUAUGUUUCUUGAGAUAUACACCUCUUGCGUAUAGGUGUACACUAUAUAUUUUAGAAGUUACAUUUUUGGAAAAUCCAUUUUUCGUGUAACACGUGCGAUUUCUCGUAAAAAUGUAGAUAUUACGACAAAUAUGUACGAAAAGUCAAGGACAAAAGUCAAUUACUUUUUAAAUAUGUUUUCUCUUUUUUUUUUCGUUCGUUCGUUCAUUAUCAAUAAUAUAGUUACGUGUAAGAUUAGAAGAAAGAAAAAACAAGUGCCUGGUUUGUUUGAUUUAACAGAAAAAAAUCUUUCAAAUAAUUAAAAAAUGAAAAUCAAUUUGAAUAUUGACUUGGAGUUCUUGGUUGUUCGUAUUAAUCAUUUUAACAAAUUUCUAUGCCCAUUUACUUGUAAAUAGAAAUCCUCUCGAAAUGAUAAAUGAUCGAUGAAAACUUUAUCACGAUCUAACGAAUCUUUUCUUAAUAGUCUCGUUGUGUAUAUAUAUUUUUAUGAUCGAUUCAUUAUCAGUAUAUUAUUGUAUGUAUAAUAUAUACAUAUAUAUACAUGUAUGUAAGAAAGAGAGAGAGAGAGAGAGAGAGAGAGAAAGAAUCAGACGGUUUCAAAAGUUAAAAAAUCUUUUUAUUUAUUCGAUUAUUCGAUUUUUGGUAUCGUUCGUAUUUGAGAAAUCUAUUCGAUAUUUUUUUAAUUAUAAAUUGUUAAUGAAAAAAUAAAAGAGAAACAAACAAAAUGAAGGAUAUGUCAUAAACAUGAUCAAAAAGAAUCAAACACAUAUAUAUAUAUAUAUAUAUAUAUAUAUAUAUAUAUAUAUAUAUAUAUAUAUAUUCGUAGAUAUCUUUUUUAUACCGAUAACUUCUUUAUAUAAAUAUCGAGAUGAUUUCUUUUCGAACGUAAAUAUCAAUCAAAUCGCCUAAUUGAUCGCGAAUCGAUUAUAUCUCAGGUACGGAAAAAUAUCGUUUCGUUAGAAAUCGUAAAAUGAAUACGUAAAUAUAUAUAUAUAUAUAUAUAUAUAUACUUUGAUCAAUGUCCCUCGCAAUAUACAUAGUGUAUAUAUAUAUACAUAUAUAUAUAUAUAUAUAUAUAUAUAUAUAUAUAUAUAUAUAUCUUACCGAUUGGUCGUUCUAUUAAAAGAAGAACGUUACAUUAUACUCCGAACAUAAUAAUUAAUCAAAGCACGUCUCUCAAUUGCCAAAUCAUAGCGAUUAGAAAAACCUUUAUAUAUACAUACAUACAUAAUAUAUCAGUUUAACGUUUUAAUCGUUUAAAAAAAAAAAAAAAAAAAAAAGAAGAAAAAAAGAAAAAGAAAGAAAAAAAAACAACCACAACACGAAAUAUAAAAGAGAAAUUAAUACAGGUAUUAAUAUUGCCAAAUGUUUUUUUCAAUUUGAUUGAGUCUUCGAUUGGGAUUAUACGGUGACUAACUUUCGAUAUAUUAAUUAGAUUUUGAGAUUAGAAAGUUUCAUAGCGCAAAUCUAAACUGCAUAGAUCCUAGGUCACAAUAAUCGUGAUCUCAUUAAAAAUAUGUAACGUGUAAUGUAAUUAGAGAUCUUACACUUUGGAGUGAUGAUGAUGAUUAUUGAUGAUUAAUAAGAAUGAUUAGAUGAAGAGAGAGAGAGAGAGAGAGAGAGAGAGAGAGAGAGAGAGAGAGAGAGAGAGAGAAAGAAAUAGAGAAUAAUAAUGAAGUAUAAACGAAAAAAAUAUUCUUUCUAGUCAAACUAUCUAAUGAUUUCUAUGUCGUUUGUAUUUCGUAUAAAUUAAACGACUAUCGUAUUAGAAUAAUUUAGAAUAAUAUGCUUUUUAAUAUUUAUAUCAUUUAUUAUCUCAACUCCAAAGUAUAGUUCUUUAUAUCAGUGCCGUCCUUAAUGUUUUUUACGUUCACCUUAUUUAUAGUAUAUGCGAUUGAAUUAAGAUUAUUAGUAUGUUAUUUUGCAAAUAUGCAAAGAUCGAUUGUCAUACGUUAUUUUUAUUCAAAAAAAAAAAAAAAAAGAAAAAAGGAAAGAAUUUUUAAUCUACGUAUCGAUAUUAUUUAAAUUCACGACAGUAAGUCGCAUAGUUUUAAUGUGACAAAAUACUUUUAACAUUUGAACCGAUGAAAAAUUCUGUACAAAAUGAAUAUGAAACAUUAGCGUCCGUAAGAGAAUGAAGUAAACAAAAAAAUAAUAAUAGA
Vespa crabro (European hornet) is the source of this 7314-nucleotide messenger RNA. It is a transcript of the gene Cep164, whose product is annotated as golgin subfamily A member 4. Lineage: Eukaryota; Metazoa; Arthropoda; Insecta; Hymenoptera; Vespidae. The record is from RefSeq and is a predicted model, not a curated record. Gene Ontology annotation, molecular function: protein binding. Bases 245 to 4180 code for a protein of 1311 amino acids. The transcript has 11 exons.